Arabis nemorensis is the source of this 219-nucleotide messenger RNA. The record is from the annotation of a GenBank genome assembly. NCBI's taxonomy places the organism in Eukaryota, Viridiplantae, Streptophyta, Magnoliopsida, Brassicales, Brassicaceae.
AUGUGCUCUUUCUUACCCGAUUUCAAGACAUUCAACCGAACCAAAGGAGGAUUGAUCCGAUUGGGAGAUCCACAGCCGCUCCAAUUUGCGGCCACUGCAGAUGUCUAUCUGGAUGUCUUGCUUAUUUGGAUGGUACUACGACACUACGCUCUACCGGACUCAUCUCCUCCUCGAGUUUUCAAAAUCGCAGGUAUGUUUAUUAGUUCUUCUUCUUCCUAG